AUGCCCAAGCGCAAGCUCUCCGAGCUCAACGGCGCCGGGCGGACCGACGACAGCAAGACCCGCAAGCUUUCGAUAAAGGCCGUCCGACUGACGAAUAAAUUUGACCAAGGCGUGCAACUCAUAUCGCGCGGGCUCAAGACCGCGCGUGGAUUUGAACGACAGAAGCUGAGCCGUCGCGAAAAGACGGCGAAGUCGCAGGAGAAUAACUCGACGACAUUGGCGCGACUGCACGAAGAAGUGGAAGCAUUGAAGGGACUUGACUAUCAGGUCACCGCUGAGCGAUACCUGUUCAAACAACUAUCCAAGACUAAGCGGAUUGCGGAGUCGCCGACGUUCAAGGAAUUCCAAGAGUCGAAGAAUGUCUCCACUGAGGGACCCAAGAGUACCGCAGAGGCCAAUAUCCUCGCGCGAUUGUUCAAAUCCAACCCGGUCAAGAAUGUGAUGCCUAAUAUUCUGGCAGAGAUUCGAAAGUUACUGGGGAUCGAAGAAACACCAACUGGGAAACAAGGCAAUGCGGGGACCAGGAAGGAUAAGCUGGAUCUGAGUCCGAAUCUGCAUCGGAAGAAGGAUAACGGGCAAGGUCUCCGUUCUGGAGACGAUAUGGGCGUUUCAGGUGACGAUGAGUCCGGAAUCGAAGAAUUCUCGCAUUUGGACGCGCGAUUAGCUCGGGGCUCAGGCUCUGAAGGGAGGAAUCCGAUGAUCAGGACGAAGAUGUCCCCCGUGCAGGUAGCAAUGAAAUCACCGAUGAUAUCUCCGAUUCAGGCUCCCGUUCGCCGUCUCCUGCUUCUCUCAGCCGCCGAUUCGCCACCAUCGAAGAAGACCAAGGGAAGCAAGGCCUCAGCUACACCAGCCACCAAUACUACAUUCCUUCCAUCCCUGAUGAUGGGUGGCUACUGGUCUGGAUCGGAAGAAGCCACUGAUGACGAAGCGCGAGGCUGCUGGGCCACCAAAGCGCAAGAACCGAAUGGGCCAGCAAGCGCGGCGCGCACUGUGGGAGAAGAAAUAUGGCACCAAGGCGAAUCACGUACUAGCAGGAACAGAAGAAGCACAAGAAUAAUCGAGACAGCGGAUGGGAUCCUCGGCGGGGAGCAAAGUGCCGAUGAUCGGGGGUGCCAGAGGUUACCGCGGUGGGAGAGGUGGAUAUUGGAGCUGGUGCCGGCCGCCCGCCAAACAGACAAGAUGGCCGUACAGGCCCCGCUCGAACUCAGCAUCAGGACAAAGGGGUAA
Molecule: messenger RNA, 1227 nt
Organism: Penicillium cinerascens
Lineage: Eukaryota; Fungi; Ascomycota; Eurotiomycetes; Eurotiales; Aspergillaceae
Product: BUD22 family protein
Exons: 3
Coding region: 1-1227 (408 amino acids)
Biological process (GO): maturation of SSU-rRNA
Cellular component (GO): nucleus; 90S preribosome
Source: RefSeq, a predicted model, not a curated record